Messenger RNA from Brienomyrus brachyistius, 5477 nucleotides. Its product is annotated as AP-3 complex subunit beta-2-like. Gene Ontology annotation, biological process: vesicle-mediated transport; anterograde synaptic vesicle transport; intracellular protein transport. Lineage: Eukaryota; Metazoa; Chordata; Actinopteri; Osteoglossiformes; Mormyridae. The record is from RefSeq and is a predicted model, not a curated record. Gene Ontology annotation, cellular component: AP-3 adaptor complex; membrane coat.
AAGGCAGAUAGGGAACCUACCAGUCAGCAGCCGGGGGAGUCAGAGGCGCAGGUGGACUCAGAAAAACCUCACCCCCCCCCCCAAAAGACUGGGGAGCUGGGAGCCAGGACAGCCCCCUCCCCUCCCUGCAGCCAGCCAUCAGGCAGAUUCCGGUGCAUUCCUGCUGGUUUCUCCGCUCUGGGCUGAAAGCUGCUGUUUCGGCAUCCAUCCUGCUGGAUUCUGUCACCUCUCUCCAGGAGUUGUACCACACUGGCGUCUAACCCUCUGUGGCUGCCAGAGGGCAGUCAAGAGCACUUCAGACGGACAGGCUGCUGACUUCUCAUGACUGAAGGGUUUCAUCCUCCUACUUUUCAGGUGGGAACAACAGCUGGUGGUGACAAUCAUUACUCUCCUCUCUUCAUUUGAGGACUCGUACUGAUUAUCUUUGGACUUCUGCAAACAUCUGUGAAGAACUUUGGCAAGGGGUGAUUGAACCCGCACACUUCAUUCUAUCCUUUUCUCCAGUUGGGACUUUCACUGGCGGUGAUCAUCAGCUCAACCAGCUCUCUUGUGAGUACGAUCUUUUGACUGCUGGAGAUCCUCGCUGCCGUAAAGCCCAGCCAUGACUCCGAUGCAGCGUCUGCUCCAGCUGCCGGUCAGCGCCGUCAACAUGGUGAAGACGGUACAGGGGCCCCCAGAGGAGGCCAAGAGCCCCGUGCUGACGCCGGACAACAACCAGGCCACAUGGUACAGCGCUGUGCAGCCCGACGAGCUCCGUCACCUGCGGCCCACCGGGGAAGGCGAGGAACCACCACCCCAGUCAGAGGAUGGGACGGCUGGGCCCUUGGCCCAGUCGCAGCCACUGCGAAACGACGACUUGAAGGUGAUGCUGGACAGUAAUAAGGAUGCCAUGAAGCUGGAGGCCAUGAAGCGCAUCAUCACGAUGAUGUCCAGGGGCAAGAACGCCUCCGACCUGUUCCCUGCAGUGGUGAAGAACGUGGCCUGCAAGAACAUCGAGGUGAAGAAACUGGUGUACGUGUACCUUGUUCGCUACGCUGAGGAGAAGCAGGACCUGGCUCUGCUAUCCAUCUCUACCUUCCAGAGGGGAUUAAAGGACCCCAACCAGCUGAUCCGGGCCAGCGCCCUGCGAGUCCUCUCCAGUGUCCGGGUCACCAUCAUCGUUCCCAUCAUGAUGCUGGCCAUCAAGGAGGCCGCGUCUGACAUGUCGCCCUACGUGCGCAAGACGGCUGCCCACGCUAUCCCCAAGCUUUAUAGCUUGGACCCGGACCUGAAGGAGCAGUUGAUCGAGGUCAUCGAGAAGCUGCUCGCUGACAAAACGACACUGGUGGCGGGUAGCGUGGUGAUGGCCUUCGAGGAGGUCUGCCCCGACCGCAUCGACCUCAUCCACAAGAACUUUCGCAAGCUGUGCAACCUGCUGGUCGACGUGGAGGAGUGGGGCCAAGUGGUCAUCAUCAACAUGCUCACCCGCUACUCCCGCACGCAAUUCCUCAACCCCAAUGCCAACGACACCCUGAUGGAGGAGACUGAUGAGAAGGUAUUCUAUGCCUCCGAUGAGGAGGACGGCAAAGAUAAUAAGGGAGAGAAUGAAGAAUCUGACCAGAAGGCCCAUGUGAUGGACCCCGACCACAGGCUGCUUCUGCGCAACACCAAACCCUUACUGCAGAGCCGUAAUGCAGCUGUGGUGAUGUCUGUGGCCCAGCUGUACUUCCACCUGGCUCCCAAAGCCGAGGUGGUCGUCAUUGCCAAGGCCCUGGUGCGUCUCCUGAGGAGUCACAGCGAAGUGCAGUUUGUAGUGCUGCAGAACGUGGCGACCAUGACCAUCAAGCGAAAGGGGAUGUUUGAACCUUAUCUCAAGAGCUUCUACAUCCGGUCAACGGAUCCCACUCAGAUCAAAAUCUUGAAGCUGGAAGUGUUGACUAAUUUGGCGAAUGAGACAAACAUCUCGGUAAUCCUGAGGGAAUUUCAGGCAUACAUCACAAGCAUGGACAAGGACUUUGUGGCCGCCAGCAUCCAGGCGAUCGGCCGCUGUGCCACCAACAUCGGCGAGGUCCGGGAACCCUGUCUGAAUGGCCUGGUGCAGCUGAUGUCCAACCGUGAUGAGCUGGUGGUGGCCGAGUCAGUGGUGGUCAUCAAGAAGCUGCUUCAGAUGCAGCCGGAGCAUCACAAUGACAUCAUCAAGCAUAUGGCGAAGCUCACAGACAACAUCCAGGUGCCCAUGGCGCGGGCCAGCAUCCUGUGGCUCAUCGGCGAGUACUGCGAGCACGUGCCCAAGAUUGCCCCGGAUGUGCUGAGAAAGACGGCCAAGACCUUCACCAGCGAGGACGACAUCGUCAAGCUGCAGAUCCUCAAUUUGGCCGCUAAGCUCUACGUGACCAACUCCAAGCAGACGAAACUCCUCACGCAAUAUGUACUGAACCUGGCCAAGUACGACCAGAACUACGACAUCCGCGACCGCGCCCGCUUCAUUCGCCAGCUCGUCGUGCCCACCGAGAAUUGCGGUGCCCUCAGCAAGUAUGCCAAGAAGCUCUUCCUGGCUCUGAAGCCUGCUCCCGUCUUCAGUUCUCCAUUCAAAGAUAGAGAUCAGUACCAGCUAGGCUCUCUCUCCCACCUGCUCAACACCAAAGCUUUCGGCUACCAGGAGCUCCCCGAGUGGCCGGAGGAGGCCCCAGACCCAACCGUGCGCAACGUAGAGCUAGAGGAAACCAUUUCGAACACCGAGGGGCGGAUCGGCCUGCUAGGAGAAUGGCGAGAGGCCCCAGACUGGAGUAAGACUUCAGAAAAGAAAAAGAAGAAGGAGAAAAAGGCAGAGAGAGCGUUCUACUCGGACUCCGAGGGAGAAUAUGGGCCCACAGAGUCAGCCAACAGCGGAUCCAGCAAGGGAUCUGGGUCAGAGUCCGCCAGCAGGAGUGGUAGUGACAGUGAGGACAGUGGUUCUGGAUCUGAGAGUGAGGAGAGCGAGAGGGAAUCAGGGUCUGAGGAAGAAGAAAAGAAGGUGGAGGAGAAGUCCAAAAGAAAACCGGAGAAGGUGAAAUCCAAGAAGGCUGCCCCAGAGAGCGCUGAGAGCGAACAGAGCGACAGAGAGGAGAGGAAGACCGCUAAGAAGAAGAGUAAGGAGCCAAAGAGCGAGUCCGAGUCCGAGUUAGAGGAGAGCUCGUCGGAGAGCAGCGGGUCGGACUCUGACAAGGAGUCAGACACAGAGGCCAAGAGCAAGAAGACCGUGAAGCCCACCUCCUCCAAAGUAUCAGAACACCCUAAGCAAGAAGAGAAACAAGUGUCUCUGCUCGAUCUGGAUGAUUUUGCCCCAAAACCAUCCAAUCAGUCCAGCCCUGUCCACAGCUAUAAGUCCAAUAGCCUCGUAGCAGAUCUAGAAGGUCUCUCCUUGAGUGACUCUGCGCUGCCCCCUCCUACCAUAAGCCUCACACUGGACUCACUGAAGACCCACGUCCUGCUGCACCGGCUCUCGGGCGAGGGCCUGGCCGUGGACUACUGCUUCAGCCGGCAGCCGUUCGGGACAGACCCCCACAUGAUCACUGUGCAGCUGCAGCUCACCAACAACAUGGACGUGGAGGCCCAGUGUCUACACAUCGAGGAGCCCCGGCUGCAGUCCGGCAUGAGGAUCAAGGAGUUCCUCGAGAUCGACGUGCUGCAGCCCGGAAAGACGGUCACCGUGGUGAUGGGCAUCGAUUUCUGCGACUCCACCCAGGCAGCGAACUUCCUGCUCUGCUCCAACACGAGGAAGUUCUCCGUGUCAAUCCAGCCCCCUGUAGGAGAGCUGCUGAUGCCGUCCUUCAUUACAGAGCACGACUUCAAGAAAAGGCAAGGUCAGCUGGCGGGCAUGAAUGAGAUUAAGGAGAGUCUGACGCUGAGCAAGAGCUGCAAGGGCGACCUCACCAUCAUGCAGAGGGUCACUUCCGUCGCCAACCUGGGUCGGGUGUCCACUGCGUCCGACAAGGGAUCCAGGUUCGCAGGGAAGACAGUGUCCAGUGGCAGUCUGGUCCUGGUAACUGUGGAAACAAAGACUACCCGGGGUGCCCAGCUGACAAUCAACAGUGAGAAGAUGGUGAUUGGUGCCAUGCUGGUGAAGGACGUUCUCCAAGCCCUAUCACAGUGAAGGACUGCUUGAUAGCUGCCCUACCUCCUUCACAUUCCAUCCACAAUCUCCUCAAACCACUGUCACAAUCAUGUCACAAUAUGAACCCACUUCCCACACAAUAAUAAAUGAUUGACAUUUUCAACAACCAAUCAGAACCUCUAAAAAGCUUGAUAAACGACUGUGUUUAAACAAAAGGCCCGGGUGACGUGGAGCGUGUGGGUAUAACAAUGCAUUUAUGACAAUGCAUAGACUCAUUGAGAUUUGACCAAAGUUUACUGUCAUCAGGGGGAGCAUAUCAUUUUGGGCCCCCAACCCAGACCAAUCUAAUUACCGGUAUGUUCUAAAUUUAUUAGGAUCCCUUUCAAUCAGGGGCCCUUGGAAUCGUCCCAACCCCCCCCCCCCCCCCCCACCUUACAAAGCCCCUGACUGUCACACUUCAUUUAAUUAUUGUUACAGUAAUCAUACAUGUACAUGGAAACAAUAUGGCAAUAUCAGUUUUGUCCACAACUAAGGAACAUAGUGCACUGGGUGCCAUUACUAUGUACUAAAGGAUUGAUUAUCCUUAUUCACACAUGUCACUGUACAAAAUUCAGAACGACACAGUAUGUCACCAGUACUCAGAAUGAUAGUGCAUAGUAUAAUACUAUACCUGAAUCUCAUAAGUGCAUAGGUUGUUUUAAAUAGAAUAGACAGUAUGAUAUUUUACAAAAUGUCUGGAUCCUGAGCCCAGCCCCACCCACUCCAUUCUGCAGCACACAUGCUAAUCAGUUGUACCUUUAAAAAGCUGAAUAAUCUGGAACAAUGAUAAACACAUUCAUCUUGCAGACAUUUAAAAUGCAAGAGUUGUAUUACAUUUAAAGACACUCAAAAACAAUAUAAUUUCCUUGACCCUUAAAUACCUGGUUAAUUGUAAUUAUUAAAGGGGUUGGAAUAUUCUGAGUCCUCACUCAUUACGUGAUCUUCACUGCAUCCUUUGACAUCUGCAUCUUCUCUUCCUUCUGGCCUGAAAGAAUCGGGGCAUAAGAGGUGUAUAGUCAUUCCAGUUAUAGGAGGGCUAGUUCACAGGAACGUCUGACCACGCCCAUCCGGCUUGAAGUGCGUCUGCCUUUAUGUUGCACGGUUUGGUUGCCCUUUGCUUGCCGAGCGUAAAUUCAGUCCAGUCUGUUUUUCUCUGUCCCAUCUUUUUCCCAGUCUGGUGACCUAGUGCGCACCGUUGCAGUGACAUCGAUAAGUGUGUGGAGCGUGCAUUGUUAAUUGCUAUUUAUUUUGCAAAACAUUGUGUUAGUAUGAAACGAAUGGGUUUGAAAAACACAAAUAAAGAGUUAGUCUCACCAAAAGACGUUUGCAAUUAAAACCUGUUUGGUAUUAAACCCUCUAUAACCCA